Molecule: messenger RNA, 2811 nt
Organism: Oncorhynchus mykiss (rainbow trout)
Lineage: Eukaryota; Metazoa; Chordata; Actinopteri; Salmoniformes; Salmonidae
Source: RefSeq, a predicted model, not a curated record
AUGUCAGAACAGUUCCCACAGCAGCGGCAGAUCACCAUGACUGAAGUGGUAGCAGGGAAGACUGUGGCAAGCGCUGAAAGAAUCAAGAGAGAAUGUGAGAGGGACUGGGAGGUGCAUCUUGUGUUGAUAGCAAGCCCCAAGCCUGAUGGAGAGGAGAGGUGUGAGUGGGACUGGGAGGUGCAUCUUGUGUUGAUAGCAAGCCCCAAGCCUGAUGGAGAGGAGAGGUGUGAGUGGGACUGGGAGGUGCAUCUUGUGUUGAUAGCAAGCCCCAAGCCUGAUGGAGAGGAGAGACUAAAUGGUCAACAAUGUGUUCUAUCUACCCAACCUACCAUGUCUGAACCAGGUUCUGGUUGUGGUGUUCCAGCCCAGAGAAGCUCACAGCGGGGUCCAAAGUUGCUGUCAGUGAAGCUGGGGGACUGCAGUCAAACAGUGGAACUCAAUGUGAUUGUGAAGGAGGAGGGCGAGGAGAGAGAAAUCAAUGAGCGGGAGGAGGAAGAGAGAGAGGAGGACAGGGCCUCUGUUGACUCAGGAGAGAUCCCCAACCCAGACUCAGUCAAGGAGCCCAGUUCCACAGCAUCAAGACUGCCUGGUUGUGGGAGUUACCCCUGUCCUCAAUGUGGGAACUGUUUCAGUCGAGCAGGAGACCUGAAGACUCAUCAGAGAUCGCACAGUGGAGAGAAGCCUGCCAGUACUUUCAAUGUGAUUGUCAAAGAGGAGGAGGAUGAAAAGGAAAUCUAUGAGACGGUAAAGAGAGAAGUUAAGGAAGAGCAGGAACCUAGUGGUGUAGUUGACCCAGAUACAUCAAGACUAUCUGGUCGUGGUCGAUUCCCCUGUCAUCAGUGUGUGAAAAGUUUCCGUUCCUCAGGUAAACUAAAGAAUCAUCAAAGAGUACACACUCGAGAGAAACCAUUUCACUGUGCCACAUGUGGGAAGAGGUUCCGUGAAAAAUUCAACCUCACGGGACAUGAGAAGGUACAUAGUGGGGAGAAGCCUUACCACUGCACCCAGUGUGGGAAAAGCUUCAAUCGUUCUGGAAGUCUUAAGGAACAUCAAAGAGUACAUACAGGGGAGAAGCCUUAUCACUGCUCUCUUUGUCAGAAGAGUUUUAGUCAGCCAGGAAAUCUUAGGAAACAUCAGAGAAUACAUACAGGGGAGAAGCCUUACCGUUGCUUUCUGUGCGGAAAUAGUUUUGGUUUCGCUGGAAACCUAAAGAAUCAUCAGAGAGCACACUGUGGAGAGAAGCCUUACCACUGCUCUCAGUGUGGGGAGGGAUUCCCUCAACUAAAAAGUCUUAAAAGCCAUCAGAAAAUACAUUUUGGAGAGACACAUGCCUGUACUUUCAAUGUGAUUGUCAAAGAGGAGAAGGAUGAGAAGGAAAUGAGAGAAGUUGAAGAGGAAGACAAUAGUGGUAUAGUUGACCCAGAUAUAUCAAGACUGCCUGAUCGUUACAUCUGUCCUCAAUGUGGAAAGAGUUUCAGUACCUCAAGUAAUCUUAAGAAUCAUCAAAGAGUACACACUGGAGAGAAACCUUUUCUCUGCUCUCAAUGUGGGAGGAGUUUCAGUGAGAAAGUAAACCUUAAGAGACACGAAAGAGUGCAUAGUGGAGAGAAGCCUUACCACUGCACCACAUGUGGGAAGAGCUUCAAUCAUUCAGGAAGCCUUACAAAUCAUCAGAGAAUUCAUACAGGGGAGAAACCUUUCCACUGCUCACUGUGCGGAAAUAAUUUCCGUUUUGCUGGAGACCUAAAGAAUCAUCAGAGAUCACACAGUGGAGAGAAGCCUUACCAAUGUUCUCAGUGUGGCGAGGGAUUCACUCAGCUAAGAAGUCUAAAAAGUCAUGAGAGAAUAUCCAUUGGAGGGAAGCCUGCCUGUGCUUUCAAUGUGAUUGUCCAAGAAGAGAAAUAAGUUGAGGGAGAGGAGAGUGAUAUGAAAUAAACAUGAAGUGAGGAUACAUAAGCUAGCAUAAGAUAGGUAUUGAUAUUCACACCUAUCCUUGCAAUGAUGUCUUAUGUGACAACAUGGUCAUGGACAGCACCAUUUAGGGCUAUCUUCAUCUUCUUUUACUUCUAUGAGUGUAUUGGAAGUUCACAAAUAGGCCUGUAUACUGUGACUGAGUCUAUAUAGGGCUGUUUACUGGGGCUGAGUCUAUAUAGGCCUGUAUACUGGGGCUGAGUCUAUAUAGGCCUGUAUACUGGGGCUGAGUCUAUAUAGGACUGUUUACUGGGGCUGAGUCUGUUUAUAGUAUAUACUGGGGCUGAGUCUAUAUUUGUCUACACUGGGGCUGAGUCUAUAUAUAUAGUAUAUACUGGGGCUGAGUCUAUAUAUAGUAUAUACUGGGGCUGAGUCUAUAUAGGCCUGUAUACUGGGGCUGAGUCUAUAUAGGACUGUUUACUGGGGCUGAGUCUGUUUAUAGUAUAUACUGGGGCUGAGUCUAUAUAUAGUAUAUACUGGGGCUGAGUCUAUAUAUAGUAUAUACUGGGGCUCAUUGUCCCAAAUGGGGCACUAUUCCAUCUAUCUCUCAUAGACUCCAGUAGAAUUGAGUUGUGGAUAUUUUUUAUACCUGAUUAAACUCAGUAGAAGGGCUGGUUUGUAUUGACAUAAAAUGUAUUGUUAUGUCAUGAUCUGGAUGGAACCGGUGUUUUUUAGAAUUUUGUUCUGUUCCGGAACAGUAUAGAUCCCUUUCGUUGACAGUUCUGGUUCUGUUCCUUGAAAUUCCGGUUUUCUUUUCUGUUCCCUGAACUGGUUCCAACCCCUGGUUUAGAAUAUUGUAAAGUAUCCAUUAAUUAAAUAAUAAAUGCUAACAAACUGUAA